UCUUUUGCCAUCCAUACCUCAUAACCUGACCUUCUUCUACCGAACCUCUCUACGAUUUCCCAUCGCCCUCGCUUCUUCAAUUUGGCAAAAUGGUAGAUUUCGAAGCCAAGAAACCCCUUCAAGAAUCCUCAGCGUGGUAUCUCUUUCAUCUAUCUGAAUGUCUCGAGGAUCGCCUUAUCAAACACUGUAUCGCUGGCGACGCCAUUCUCACAACUCUCGGCCACCCGCUGGUCAUUUGUCAACUUUAUCUUGUGGUCGCAGAUGAGCAACUUGAAGAUGCUCUCGCCGUCAUGCUACAGCAAGGACUCGAGCAAAGCCAAGGACCCGCUGUCUAUGUAGAGCGGGACGCGACCGUUGCUCCUCUAGGCUGGCCAGGAUACACCCUAAAGAGGCCUCGUGCACCUUUCCUCGCCCCGGAGGUCUCUCUUGUUCCCUCCAGUUUUUGGCAUAUGGACCUCUCAGAAGCGAGUCUAUUGAAAAACACAUUCCUACAUCCCACUACGCGAUGCCGAUUUCCAACACGGCUAUUUUAUAUAGAUGCUCUGAUCAAUGCCAUCAUCGAAUCUACACUGAAACCUGGCCACAACACGCGUAUCCAUGGGUACCUCGAAAUGCAGUAUCUCUAUUUAGUCAACUGGCUCUCUGCGUUUUCCCCGGAUACUCUUCUCAAGCUGCCGCCUGGUAAUAGGUUCUUUGUUGACUUAUAUGGCACACCUCUUCCACCCGCAACCCGGCGAAGAGUCUGUUUGAACCGGCAGCGGAUUCAACUGGGCCUACUAACUGUGGAAGACGCAUGGGGGUCAAUGCCGAUAAAGUUUAUCAACACCAUAAAGAAGAUUGAGGCAGAGAGGAUGGAUAAGAUGCGGCGAUCCAUACCUGAAGUGGGCUAGAUAACCUGAAUAGAUUUGGGACGUUUUAAAGUUAGGGAACCCUCCCAGAAAACCGUGAUGAAUACCACCGCUAUGCAACUACUAGCAGCCGGAUGAUUAUGGUUUCCAACUUACCCAUGAAAUUUUUCCCUAUUAUAGUCUACAUUGUUCAAUACGGACUUUUAAGGCCUUUCCUAUUCUUUUUCUUUUCGAGAUGAGCACUAGUGCUACCACGUGGUUCCCCAAGGAAAUAACUGUAAUAUAAUUAUUAAAUGUUCAU
Messenger RNA from Aspergillus alliaceus, 1149 nucleotides. RefSeq lists its product as uncharacterized. NCBI's taxonomy places the organism in Eukaryota, Fungi, Ascomycota, Eurotiomycetes, Eurotiales, Aspergillaceae. The transcript has 2 exons. The record is from RefSeq and is a predicted model, not a curated record. The coding region runs from base 90 to 890 and encodes 266 amino acids.